This is a messenger RNA of Closterium sp. Naga37s-1, 8817 nucleotides long. The record is from the annotation of a GenBank genome assembly. Lineage: Eukaryota; Viridiplantae; Streptophyta; Zygnematophyceae; Desmidiales; Closteriaceae.
AUGAUUCCGUCCGCUAAGAACCUAAAGGGCAUGGGUCAGCCUCGCGUGGCUGAUAGCUAUAAGAGGGGGUUCUCGGACCGCGAUAUAGAGCAGGCGGUCAUUGCAAUGAAGAAAGGGACGCGGUUGUUGAAGUAUGGCCGACUGGGAAGGCCGCGAGCCUGCUAUUUCCGUCUGUCUGCCGACGAGACGGAGCUGGUGUAUCUCUCCGGCGACCGGGAGAAAUCGCUUCCUCUCUCCGCAGUCAGCACGAUCGCGUGGGGCCAGAAAACAGCCAUAUUCCACCGGCACCUGCGGCCCGACAAGGAGAACCAGUCCUUCUCCAUCAUCUUCUGCAACGGCGAACGAACCAUCGACGUCAUCUGCAAGGACACGGACGAGGCGGAGAUGUGGUUCGUGGGGCUGGGCACGCUCGUGGAGAAGCAGCGCCGCACGCAGUCGGAACGGCUGGGUAGGCAGGCGAUGGUGGUGGCGGAGAGAGGGACACCCGACUGGUCGCCCAACUCCUCGCCCUUCUUUUCUGUGGACCUCAACCGCUUAAUUUCGUGUUCACACGCGGGCCUCAUGCCCGCGUUCAAGUCCGCUCAGUACACCUUCUUCCCAUCCCCAUCCCUUUCCACCACUCUGCACCCCACUCAGCCCCAAGCAGGCGGGUCCGUGACAGCCAGUCCGCCAGACAGCCUGAGCCCAGACGUGGCUCUCAUGCCCGCGUCCAAGUCCGCUCAGCACACCUCCUUUCCAUUCCCAUCCCUUUCCACCACUCCGCACCCCUCUCAGCCGCAGGCAGGCGGGUCGGUAACAGCCAGUCCGCCAGACAGGCUGAGCCCAGACGUGGCUCCCAUGCCCGCGUCCAAGUCCUCUCCGGUUCAGAACACCUCCUUUCCAUCCCCCCUUUCCACCACUCCGCACCCCUCUCAGCCCCAGGCAGGCGGUUCCGCGACUGCCAGCCCGCCAGACAGGCUGAGUCCAGACGUGGCCCCCAUGCCCGCGUCCAAGUCCGCUCAGGACAUCUCAACGUACCCAGCAGCAGACGACCGCUCCAGUGACGGAGACGAUGCCUCAGACACUGCCUCUCUCAGUGGCUUCUCCGUGCUCUCCGUGCCUCACGCGUCCGCCGCCAAUGCGCAGUCGAUUCUGGGGUUGAAUAGUAGCGGUGGCGGUGGGGUUGGAGGGGUUGUUGGGAGCGGUGGGGUGGGGGGUGGGGGUGGCAGUGGGGUUGCCAGUGGGAGUGUGACUAUAGCGGGGGCAGCUGGGCCUGGGACGAGUUCUGUCCUUUCCACCACGUCCUCGUCGUCCUCCUCCUGGUGGGACAAAUCCUCUGCUUCCAGUAGAACGGAGUCUACAGCUGUUACGCAGGGUAAACCACCCUCGGGAAUGUGGGCUGAUGCUGCUGCAGUGGCAAGUCACCCGAGCGCAACCAGUAGUGCAGGGGAGGACGCGGGGGGAGAGGCGCUAGGAGAUCUGUUCAUGUGGGGGGAGGGGCUGGGGGAAGGGGCGCUAGGGGGAGGCGGGAUGAGAAAGAAGGGCGGGCAGAGGAUGGUGAUGGGGGCGGAAUACGACAGUGUGGCGCCGAAAGCACUAGAGUCUGGAGUAGUGCUGGAUAUAUGCAGGGUGGCGUGCGCGGAGGAGCAUGCAGCGCUGGUGACGCGGCAGGGGGAGGUGCUGUGCUGGGGGGAGGAGUCCGGGGGGAGGCUUGGGCAGGGCGUGGAGAAAGACGUGGAGCAUCCCCAGCUGGUGGAGGCGCUGGGGGGCCUGCGCGUGGAUCAGGGCGUGGAGAAAGACGUGGAGCAUCCGCAGCUGGUGGAGGCGCUGGGAGGCCUGCGGGUGGAUCAGGUGGCGUGUGGAAAGCACUUCACGUGUGCUCUCACCCGGGGGGGCGAUGUGUACAUAUGGGGGGACGGCCGCAGGUGCCAGGGGCUGCUGGGGUCAGGCGGGUACGGGGACAUGCCGCAGUGGGUGCCGCGCAGGCUGGGCGGCCCUCUGGACGGGGCGCAUGUGGUGCAGAUCGCAUGUGGCCCCUGGCACGUGGCCGUGGUUGCGGCUGGAGGGGAGGUUUUCACGUUUGGCGACGGCACGUUUGGCGCUCUGGGGCAUGGCGACUGCGAGAUUGUUCCAGUGCCCAAGCAGGUGCAGGCGCUACAGGGCUACAGAACGCUAAGAGUUGCGUGUGGGGUGUGGCACACAGCAGCAGUGGUGGACACAGGCCCGUCGGGUGAUGGCAGUGGCGGGGGCAGCAGCAGCAGCAGCGGCACAGGCUGUGGGCAGGUGUUCACGUGGGGUGAUGGGGAAGGGUACAAGCUGGGCCAUGGGGACAAGCAGCAGCAGCUGCUGCCGGCUGUGGUCAACGCCCUGCGCCAGGAGAGCUGCUCCCAGGUGGCAUGUGGGGAGAGCGUGACAGUGGCGGUGACAGCAGAGGGGCAGGUGUACACGUGGGGCAGUGCGGAGUAUGGGCAGCUGGGCAACCCUCAAGCCGAUGGCAAGCUGCCAGCUCCGGUGGCCGGCCUGUUGCAGCAGAAGCAGGUGGAGCAGGUGGCGUGUGGGGCACACCACGUGGCAGCUCUCACCACCACAGCGCACCUGUACACAUGGGGCAGGGGCGCCAAUGGCCGUCUGGGCCAUGGGGACGUGAAGGACAGGGACGUGCCCACCGCUGUCACUGCCCUCAAAGACCGCCGGGUCCUGCUGGUGUCCUGUGGGGCGGCUAGCACCGCUGUGGUGUGUCAGCACAAGCCCUUCUCAGGCGCCGACAACUACCAGUGCAACCAGUGCCGCCAGCCAUUCACCUUCGCACGCCCCCGCCACAGCUGCUACAACUGUGGGCAGCCCGUGUGCCACGGCUGUAGCAGCCGCAAGCUGCUGGGAGCAGCCAUGGCCCCGUCCUCCUCCCGCCCCUACCGCGUGUGCGACUCCUGCCAUGCCAAGAUGGUUAAAGCUGUUGCUGCUGCUGCUGCUGGGGCUGCUGUGGGGGGUGCUAUGGGGGCUGUGGCAGCGGGUGGUAAUGAUGGUCUUCCUAACUUUCGUCGUGCUCGCACCGAGGCCCUUCCAGCACUUUGGAGCUCCAUAGCCGUCCCCACCUCCUUCGCCUCUUACCUAUCCCAGCAGCCACGCCCACAAGGGCUCUCACAAGGUCUCUCACAGGGAACACAGGGACCCUCCCAUGCCCCCCACUCCCGUGCCCUCCCCCCUCCCAACAGUUCUGUAUCCGCCUCCCUCCCCGCUCUUCCUGCCGCUACCCAUGCCCACUCCGCCUCUCCUCCCCUCCGCACCAGCGCUUCACCUCCCGCCAAACCUGACGACUCCCAUCUCCGAACCAGCCGGUCGCUCCGAACCUCGGUCCAAGCCCCGGGGAAGAGGUCAACCAGCCCGAUGCUCCGGCGGUCGAUGGGCACGAGCCCGCUUCGCCGAGCCUCCAGCCCGACCGCGGCGCAAAUAGCUUCGGCAGCCGCUGCAGCCAUGGCAGCUGCAAUGGCAGGGCGUAUGCCUGGUCCCUCUGCUGCCUCCCUUGCAGCAGCAGCUGCAGCGGCAGGGCAGGCGGAGAGGGACACAGCAAUGGCGGGCAUGCGGCAUGCGAAGCAGAACGCAGAGAGGGAGGCGUACCGCCUGCAGGAUGAGGUGGAGGUGCUGCGGCAGCACUGCCAGCUGCUGGAGCAAGAACGCAGGGCGACCCUAGAGCUGGCACAGAGGCAAGUGGAGGCAGCAGUGACAGCAGCCAGUGAAGCGGGAGCGAGGGCAGCAGGGGCACGAGACAUCAUCCAAGUGCUCUGCGCUCAGAUGCAGGAGCUGCUGCAGCAUGCACCGUUGAUCCCGGUCAAGCAAGCCAGCCUGGCAAUCCGAGCCGUUGACGACUCUGUGCUGUACAUGGGUCCGCUGCUCCUGUCGGCCUCCUUGCUGCCCCUGUCUCUUGUUGAGGUGCCACCUCAACCUGUUUCGGGGAGCGGUGCUGCUGCGCUUGCUGCUGCACCUGCUCUCGCCACUGCUGCUCCCGGUGCUUCUGUGGGAACUGUGGAGGCGUGUAGGGUAGGGAGUGCAGCUCCAGCAGCAGGAGCAGCAGCAGCAAGUGCUGCUUCCCAGGCAGCAGGACCAGGAAGUCUCACUGCCAACUCGCGUCCAACCAGAGGCUUCCACGUGUCCUCCUCUCUGGGUAGCUAUAACAGAGUAGAUGCGGGUGGCAAGGGGUUCCCUGGGCUGGUGCUUGCUGUGCCCAACCACCAGCUGCACCCGUGGCUGGGGAACACAGGAGGAGCAGAGCUGGUGCGUGAGGGGCACAUUGAGGGGGUUGGGGUGCAGGAGCAGCCAGAGGGAGGAGUGCCUUGGACCCCCACAGGGGCCUCGUCUGAUAAGAUCUCGCCGCGCUCCAAGUGGAUUAGUGGGGGGAGAGCGACAGAGGGAGCAGCCGCAGCAAGAGCAGCAGGAGGGAGAGAGGCAGGCUCGUUUUCUGGUGUGGCAGGGGUGGGCGUGGCAAGGGGAGGUUCCAGUGUGGAUGUAAGCGCACGUGAGAGCGUGGGAGUGGGGGAUUCAGUGAGAGGAAGCUCACCCUUUGAGGCUCCGGCACGCUGGACAGAAGCAAGUGCGGAGAGGGGCAGCUCUGGCGCUCAGCUGGAUGGUCUCAGCCUGAGAGAGUCACACGGGGGGUAUCCUGGCAGUAGGGGUGGAGGGGCAAUGGGUGAGAAGCAGGAGCGGCGCACACUGCCUGUGUUUGAGGCGCCUCGGGGCGAGAGGGACGAGCAGCAGCAGGAGGAGGGCAAGAGUCGCAUGGUGCCGUCGCUGGUGCGGCUGCAUGAGUCGUGGACACAUCUGCGGCAGCGUGAGACAACUCCUGAGCGCGUCCCUGUGGGUGUCUCUGUGGCGGCUCCCAGUGCAGCUGUGGCUCCUCAUGUGCCUGGCCCGAGCAGCAGGAGGAGCCUGCCUGUUGUGCCUGGGCUCAGCAGCAGAAGCAGUGUGGGUGGGAUGAGCGAGAGCGGAGGGAGAGAGAGUUUGGUCCAGGAACGGAAUGGGCGGCCGAGUGAGAAUCUGAUUGGUAGAUUGGGAGGACUGGCAGGGGAGAGGUACGUUGGUCGGGAAGGGAAGGCUGCGUUGGGUGAGGGUGAUGAGUCAGUUGAUGGUGGUGGUGGCAGUGGUGUGAGGGAAGCAGGUUCUUCUGAUGAGACCAGGCAAGAGGUGAACUUUGGUUGCCAAGGAUGGGAAAACGAAAACGUGGAACCAAGUUUUAGGUAUGCAGACUUGCAAGAGAACAUGGGGCAGGGUGAGCAAGGGAUUGAUGAGGAGGAGGAGGAAGGGAGAUAUGGGAGUCAAGCAGCUGGCUUGCUGUCUGCAAACCCACACACCGAGCAGGAACUGUAUGGGAGACUGUCAAUCAAUGGCAUGGACAAGACUAGCAUGGCUGGUGCUGGUGGUGCCGCAAGCUCUGCUGAUGCUGCUACAGGGGCUUGUACAAUUGAGGAGCACCCAGGCAUGUUGACGGAGGAGACAGUUCGGAUGCAUGGAUUGGAUGGCAUUGCUGAGUGUGAGGAGGAGGGUAGAGGUGCGGACUCUGGGGGUGGUGAUGACAGGGAUGGGUCUCAGAGUGAAGCAGGGUCGACAAGUUCGAGUAGGCGUGGGGAGGGCAAGGGAGGAAGCAGGAAGUCGACACGCAAGCUGCAUGAUAACGAGUGGGUGGAGCAGCCAGAGCCUGGGGUGUACAUCACGCUCUCCAAGCUGCCUGGCGGUGGAACCGAGUUGAGACGUGUCCGAUUCAGCCGGAAGCGCUUUAUUGAACGGCAAGCGGAGACGUGGUGGGCACAGAACAAGACCCGAGUUAUGGAAAUGUAUGCCAUUAAGAGCACUCACAAGAGAUCAGCAGGAGAGGAUAGCUCAGUGCAGCAGCAACAGCAGGUGGCAUCCGCGACGCCUGCUGCAGCAUCAGGGACCGGCCAGUACUAUACGUACCAGUCGCUUGCUGGUUAUGGCACCCAGGCGCAGCAGCAGCAGCAAGCGCAGCAGGCGGGACAGCAGCAGCAGGUUUCUUACACCCAGGGAGCUUCGGCUGCGUCGGCCAACCCGUAUUCCUCGCUCUCCUCCUUCGCCACCACCGUCGACGGAACGUCCAAGUAUUCGGCCGGCGCGCAGGCAGUCGCUGCAGCCUACGGCCUCGAUAUCUCCAGCGGUGCGGGAACCGCCGGCGGUGCUUCCGCGUACGGCGGGUAUGGCGUGGGGACGACUGCUACUACGCCGGCCGCCGCUGGAGGGACGUUCAGCUUCGACCCCAAGACGGGGGCCUACUACCAGGACGCGUCAUCAACGUACCAGCAGCAGCAGGGCGCAGGUGGAGCGUCGGCCAUCGGGCUGGCAGCAGCAGCGGCGUCCAUGCAGCAGGCCAUGGCGUCGCAGCAGCAGGCAGCUGCAGCCCAGCAGCGCGUCUACACCGCGACGGACAGCUACGGGCAGCAGGUGCUGGUAACGGCGCCCACAGCCGCGUCAGUGGGAGGAGGGCAGCGGCAGAUCGUGUACACCACGGGCGUGCAGUACGACGCCGCUGCUGCCGCUGGCGGUGCCACGCCCGUCAUGCUCACUGCCGCGGGUCCCGGGUAUGCUGCCAUGGGGGGAGGCGUGUCCGGCAUGGGCGCGGGCAGCGUCCCGUUCCAGCAGCAAAUGGCCGUGGCGAUGCAGCAGCAGAUGCAGCAGCAGCAGCAGCAGCAACAGCAGCAGCAGCAGCAGCACGUGCCGGCGCAGGGGUUUUCAGCGCCGCAUCCCACGCCUCAGGGCUUCCACGGCCGGGACUUCUCUGCACCUAAGGCGUCUGCCCCUGCUGGCCGAACUUCCGGCCUUGGCGGUGGCAGGGAGGCGGCUGCUGCUGGAGCGGCAAGGAAGGACGAGCGCGACUAUCACAGGCACAGGUCUCCGCCCCGUGACUAUUACCGCCCCUACUCCUGCAAGAUUGAGCCCUUCCCAUUCGCGGAGGUGGAGAGGGGGUACCUGAGCAUCUGCAAGCGCUACCCGCGCCUCUACGUGCCAGCUGACUUCUGCAAGGCGCGAGCUGUGUGGCCUACUCAUUCCACCCCGCUGCCACUCUUCACUCCUGUCAGCUUCGAGCACGACUCAGUAGAGGUAGAAUCUGACGACUCUGCAACCGCUGCUGCCACCACUGCUGCGGCAUCAACCUCGCCUGCUGCUGCAGCAACCGUCGGCACUGCCUCUCCUCCGAGCAAGGGAGACCCAGCUGUGAAGACAGAGCCAGAGGAGGGAGCACAGGUCACUGAAGUGAAGGGUGAGGUUCAGGGCAUGGCAGAGGACGGCACUCCUGCAGGGCAGUCGGCUGGUGCUGCAACAGCGACAGCGACGGCUGGGGAGUCGCCUACAGAGGACACAUCUAUGGCUACGGCGAAUGAGAGCUGUGGCUUUGCCACGUCGCCUGCCCACUCUGCCGCUGCUCCCUUUGGGCUCGAGCUGCCCAUGCUGUGGACUGUCAAGGUGCUGCUGAUGAGCGGCCUGGACGCGCCAGCCCUCGCCCAGAUCACGUCAGACAAGCCCCCUUCGCCCCACGAGCGCCCCCCGCACACCAACCACUCGUUGCGAUUUGUCUGCAUGCGCCGCGACCGCGAUCCCAUCUCAGCCAUUGGCGGGCGCUGGGAGGCGGAAACGGAUGGUGGGGAUCCGAGCAAGGAGGACUUUGGGCUUGUGCGAGCUGCGAUCAGGUUCGUGAAGGCUACCGUGCGCGUGGAUCUGAGCGCAUGCAAGGACUGGGCGCGGCUUAUCGACGUGGUUUACAUGCGAUCUGAUAGCCACGGCAAGCCCACCAACCUCGAGACUGUGACCGUCAAGGUGAAGACGCUCACCAUCUCUCUGGAUGGGCUGCUGGAUUAUGACGAGGAGGAUAGGGACGAGUCCUCCUUCGAGCUGGGGGUGGUGGCGGAGAGCAUCAGCGAGUACAUACAGGAGCGAGCAGGCCGAACCAUCUUCACGCACCUGCAGUUCCUCUAUCCCUUGUCCCUUGCAAGGAGGGCUAAGGAGAAGGAGCGAGAGAGGGAGCGGGAGAAGGAGAGGGAGAGGGAGCGGGAGAAGGAGAGGGAGAGUCGCAAGCGCAGGCUGGAGGCUGAAGCAGCUAAGGAGAAGGCAAAGGAGGGCGGCGAGGGCGAAGGGAAAGGGGAGAAGGCGAGUGGAGAUGAGGCAGCGGCGAAACGGGCGAAGGUGGAAGGUGGGGAGGGGGAUGUUGAGAUGGAGGUUGAGGAGGAGAAGAAGGGAGAGGAAGGCGGUGCAGUGAAGAAGGAAGAGAAGAUGGAGGAGGAUGAGGAGAAGAAGAAGGGGGAUGAGGGGAAGGACAAGAAACCCAGUGCAGAGGAGGCAGUGAAGAAAGAGGAGAAGGUUGACGAGAAGGAAGGGAAGGAAGUGAAGGAUGAGCCAAUGGAGGAGAGUGGUGCAGCGGUGGAAGAGGGCAAGAAGGCGAGUGGUGGAGCGGUAGAGAUCGGGCCGGCAGAGAGGGGGGCAGGAGUUACAGAGGGGGAGAAGAAGGAGAAGGAAGGCGAGGAGGAGGGGGGGAAGGAUGAGAAGGCAAAGGAAGAGGCAAAGGAGACAAAGGAGGUGAAGGAGGUGAAGGAGGUGAAGGAGGAGGACUCGUGGCCCAAGUCUUCAGUGACCUCCUCUGACCUUGUCCUUGCCUUCCGUCAGUUUGACCGCAACCACUCCGACUACCUCAAGUCGGAGGAUCUACGCCGUCUGCUUCACUGCCUGGGGAUCAAUCUCAGCCACAAGAUGGUCAAGGAGCUGGCGCUGGUGGGGGCAGCGGAGAGUGGCAAGCACAGGGACGAGCGCGUCUACUACCGCGUUCUUGCCAACUACUGCUGCUGA